AUGCAUGCUGUAACCUUUGUAAGCAGAAUUAGUAGUAAGUCGGUUCUUCUGUAUCUUGGUGUACUUCUCCUCACCCAUGACAUCGAGCUCCACCCUGGACCGUACACACCAAAGUAUCCAUGUGGAGUGCGUGCGAAGGCAGUAAGAUGGUCAAAGACAAGGACAGCCGUUGCAUGUGACUCGUGCAAUGUUUGGUACCAUACAGAUUGCAUGGGAAUGUCAACUGCCACAUACAACAGUCUCAAUAACAGCAAUGUUACCUGGUUCUGCGCAAAAUGUGAUCAACCCAACACUUCAUCUUCCUUGCUGGACUCAUAUACUUCUGAGAGUCAGAACAGCUUUGCUGUUCUCUCUGAUCUUCCGGAUGGCCAAACUGAAUCCAGCACAUGUUCAGAUACUUCAUCGUUCAUCUCGAUUGGAACAAUCGAAGAUUUAGAUUCACCACCCAGGACCUCAUCACCACAAAGAGCAAGGAGAUCCAAGAAAAAUAACUGUAAGUCCUUUAAAGUCCUUACUGUAAAUUUUCAGAGCAUCCGUAACAAGAAGGAAGCCUUCUGGGAAGCGGUUGAAUCCUGCAACCCAGACAUCAUUGUUGGCAGUGAGACUUGGUUACGGCCAGACAUCCUUAGCUCUGAAAUCCUCCCGCCGGGUUACAACUUACCGGCCAUCCGGAAAGACAGAAAUGAUGGGUACGGAGGUGUACUUAUUGCAACCAAAUCAGAUAUUAUCGUAUCAGAAGUGUCCAUUGAUACCAACAAGGAAAUUGUGGCUGCUGAAAUAAAAAUCGCUGGUGGUCACAAGCUGAUAGUUAUCUGUCUCUACCGUCCCCCUGAUAACAACGUAGCCAGUGCUGAGGAAAUAUGCAGUGCUAUCAGUGGCGUUGUAAGAAACAACCCAUCCUCGGCCAUCUGGAUCUCUGGUGAUCUUAAUUUGCCAGACAUUAACUGGCAGACUGAGACUGUGACGGGCCAUCAGUACAACCUUGGCGUUAACUCAGCAUUCCUUGCAACCUUUCAAGACGUAUGCCUCAGCCAAAUAGUAGACUUUCCAACGAGAGGCCAAUCAAUCCUAGAUGUCUUCCUCACAAAUCGUCCAUCACUAAUCAGGAAAUGCAUCCCCUUACCAGGUAUCAGUGAUCAUGAUAUGGUCCUCACGGUUGCUGAUAUAAGAGCGAAGAUACAGAGACCAAUCAAGAGGAAGGUCUAUCUUUGGAAGAAGGCAAACAUGGACACCAUCAGAGAAACAAUGGCAAGCUUUGCUGAUAGCUACUUGGACCAGACUUCUCUAGAUACCCCGGUCGAAAGUCAGUGGACAGAGAUCAAAAGUAAGAUCUUAUCUGUACUGGAGGAAGAUGUACCAUCGAAGAUGACCUCAUGCAGAUUUAGCCAACCCUGGAUCACGACAGAAUUGAAACGUCUCUCCAGAAAGAAGAAAAGAUCAUUCAGGAGAUCGAGAGCUGCAGCAGCCGAGUUUGACAACACAGAACACCGUAAUUACAAGGAACUUAAGAAAACCAUGCAAAAGGAAUGUCGUAAAACCUACCAGACCUACAUCUCAGAUCUGAUAUGUGGAGAAGGUCCCAGUGGAGGCAAGAGAUUUUGA
This is a messenger RNA of Lytechinus variegatus (green sea urchin), 1602 nucleotides long. RefSeq lists its product as uncharacterized. Lineage: Eukaryota; Metazoa; Echinodermata; Echinoidea; Temnopleuroida; Toxopneustidae. The record is from RefSeq and is a predicted model, not a curated record. Bases 1 to 1602 code for a protein of 533 amino acids. Gene Ontology annotation, molecular function: catalytic activity. The transcript has a single exon.